UACUACUUACUGCAAUUUUCUCGUGGGUAACUAACUUAUCUCCUACAUGCUAAUAGGAUAUUCCAAUCUAAUCUUAACUACAAGAAGAGGGAUUCGAACAUGGGUUCAAGGAAAGAGUGAGCAAACUGCUCCGACCAACUUGGCUAUGCUCAAGUCUGCAAUUACAUUUUGAAAACUAAGCAAGGUGAAGUUCUGAGUUACUGCUACAUGCUAAUAGGAUAUUCCAAUCAAAUCUUAACUACGAGAAGAGGGUUUCGAACAUGGGUUUGAGGAAAGACUGCGCAAACUGCUCCAACCGCCUUGGCUAGGCUCAGGUCUGCAACUACAUUUUGAAAAGUACUAAGCAAGGUGAAGUUCUGAUUUACUGCUGAUGCCCCUACAGAUUAUUCCAGAACCGGCUUUUCAUUUGUCAAUUCCUGCUCCAUAACCUACAGAUUCCUACUGAUAAUAAGAAGAGUUGUAUAGUUGGUGGAUAAGAAGCAAUGGUGGCAGGCACUUGAGAUAAAUGGUUAGCAUAAUGUUUUUUACUAGUGAGGAAUUGUUGUAGGACUGUCAACUCUGUAACUCUUCAGUUACUCCAAAAGGAAAUAUAAAGUUGGUGCCAUUUGAGGAACAGAGAAAAGGAGGAAGAUGAAAGUGGAGAAUCCUAAGCUUUAAAGGGGCAACAGUGAAGAUGACAUAAGCAAUGUCCCCUAGAGCACAAAGCAUCACAAGGUGGGGUCCACUUCAUUUAGAUGAGAUAAAAUAAAACACAGGCUUUCUCCACUUUACCUUCUACUGCUUCUCUCCAUUUCUUCAUCUCUCUUCCUCUUUGAUCUAACCCUUCAACCAGUCAUCAACUUCCUUUCGACACCCGCACUUGAUUUGAAAUUGAGAAAUGAUCACCGAGGGAGAAAAAGAAAGUGAAACAAUGUUAAAUAAAGAGCGAAAUAGAAUUUCGAUAAGCAACGAUGACAGAGAAGAAACUGAAGAUCUUAAUCGAGGAGAGUGGCUGAACCUGAGCCUAGGUAGCCUUUCAACAGAAGGAGAGAUGGACUCACAGGCAAGACCGAAUUCCGGUAAGGUUUUCUCCUGUAACUUCUGCAUGAGGAAGUUCUUCAGCUCGCAGGCAUUAGGAGGUCACCAGAACGCCCACAAGAGAGAAAGAGGUGCAGCAAGAAGAUACCAGUCCCAAAGAAUGAUGUCAAUGAUGGGUUUUCCUUUUGCUACUUCUACGGUUAGAUCACUCAGCGUUCAAUCCCACUCACUUGUGCACAAGCCAAGCAGAGAUGAAACUUCACUUGUAGCGAGAUUUAGUGAUGCCAAUGCAAGGUUUAGCAUGAUGCCUUUUACACUGGAUGAUGUAAUGGAUUCUAUGUGGCCAGGCAGCUUCCGCUUGGAUCCACAAGCAUUAGAGCCGCAAUCAGAGCCAUGCAAGCUUGACUUAAACCUCCGACUCUGAUCCACCCAUCCUACUACCUUUAUGACUACUAUUUCGAAGAGGUUAAUUAUUUCAUCUAUCAAGUACAGAACUAGCGUAGGUUAGAGGCCUACUUGGAGAGUCACCUCUGUACUACCUAAUGAACUAGUAAAGAUACUGAGAAGUUCCUACUGUUUUAGGCAUGUUGUAAUAUUCAAGUUAUUUCCUAUUCAAUGACGCAUGCAAUAAUCUCAAGAGCAUUAUAUUUCA
Malus domestica (apple) is the source of this 1669-nucleotide messenger RNA. Its product is annotated as zinc finger protein 7-like. The record is from RefSeq and is a predicted model, not a curated record. Lineage: Eukaryota; Viridiplantae; Streptophyta; Magnoliopsida; Rosales; Rosaceae.